Messenger RNA from Trichoderma virens Gv29-8, 951 nucleotides. RefSeq lists its product as uncharacterized. Gene Ontology annotation, biological process: fatty acid metabolic process. The record is from RefSeq and is a predicted model, not a curated record. The transcript is spliced from 3 exons. The coding region runs from base 1 to 951 and encodes 316 amino acids. Gene Ontology annotation, molecular function: NAD+ binding; oxidoreductase activity, acting on the CH-OH group of donors, NAD or NADP as acceptor. Lineage: Eukaryota; Fungi; Ascomycota; Sordariomycetes; Hypocreales; Hypocreaceae.
AUGGCCACAUAUCCCAUAAGAACUGUCGCAGUCGUGGGCACUGGAGUGAUCGGCUCCAGCUGGACGCUCCUCUUCUUGGCAAAGGGUCUCAAUGUUAUCGUCGCCGACCCAGCGCCUGGAGCUCACGAAAAGCUCGCGGCGUGGCUGAAACACGAGUGGGUGACAAUGGAGAGAAUUGGACUCGCCGAGAAUGCCUCACUGGACAAUUACAGAUUCGUGGAGAAUAUCGAUGAUUUUGUUGGGCAGGUUGAUUUAAUUCAAGAGAACGGACCAGAACGAGUGGAUUUCAAGCGCAAUCUCUUUGCUCAUCUCGAUGCGAUAUCCCCGAAGGAUGUCCUGCUCAUCUCCUCAUCGUCCGGCAUUCCCUCUUCGCAAUUUACCAUGGACUGCAAGGAAAACCCGGGUCGGGUUUUGAUAGGGCAUCCUUUUAAUCCUCCUCACCUGUUACCUUUGGUCGAAGUGGUCCCGCACCCUGGUACGGAAGAGUCUUGUACGCUGAGGGCCAUGCAAUUUUACCGCUCGCUGGGCAAGAAGCCUGUUCAUAUAAAGCAGGAAACGCCUGGCUUCGUUGCCAACAGAUUACAGAUGGCCCUCUACUAUGAAGCUUACAGUCUGGUCUCUCGAGGCGUCAUUUCAGCCGAGGAGCUUGAUAUCACUAUUACUUCUGGCCCAGGUCUUCGAUGGCCCUUGACGGGACCUUUCAUGACCAAUGCCCUUGGAGGAGGAGGAAGUUUCAGACAUCUUCUCGAACAUAUUGGCAUGUCAGCAAAACCUUGGGUAGAAGAUAUGCGAAAGCAUGCGUUUGACCUUACACCAGAGAGUCUCAACACUCUAGAUGAAAGCGUGCAGAGCUGGAUUAAUAAUGUCGAUAUUGGCCAGGUGGAAAGAGAACGAGACCAGGUUCUCUUAGAUUUGAUGGAGAGCAAAUCAAAGGCGUCUUCAUUGAACUAG